Leptopilina heterotoma is the source of this 1328-nucleotide messenger RNA. RefSeq names its product protein FAM50 homolog. Gene Ontology annotation, biological process: chromatin organization. NCBI's taxonomy places the organism in Eukaryota, Metazoa, Arthropoda, Insecta, Hymenoptera, Figitidae. The record is from RefSeq and is a predicted model, not a curated record. The transcript has 5 exons. Gene Ontology annotation, cellular component: nucleus. The coding region runs from base 179 to 1207 and encodes 342 amino acids.
AGUUCGGUCUCCUUACUCUUCCUUCCUGGUGUUAUUGUACCUUGUUUUUGUUUGGAUGCUCUGAAUAAAAAAUUAAAUCAAUUAAAUACAUAAUAUAUUUAUAUAAAUAUAAACACAUACUUACGGAUUAUAUACAAGUUAAUUAAUUAAUAACUACUAGUGUUUAAUAUACUUUACGAUGGCACACUAUAAAGGAGCGGCCAGUGAAGCAGGACGAGCCAUGCAAUUAAUGAAAAAGCGUGAAAUCGCACAACAGGAAAUUGAGUAUCGGAAGAAAAAAAUUGAAGAUGAUCUCAAAAUUCAUAACAUUGAGAAUAAAUUUGCAACUCAUUAUAAUGCUGUUGAACAGCAACUUAAAUCGACAACUAUUGGGCUGGUCACCUUGAAUGAGAUGAAAGCUAAACAAGAAAAUAUCGUGAGAGAAAGAGAGAGGAAACUUGCUCAAAAGGAAAGGGAGAAGGAAAAGGAAAAAGAAGAAGCUCUAUUUGCUAAACAAUUGGAAAAAAGUAAACAAAAGAAGCAAAUUCAAGCAUUGUCAUUUAAUCCUGACGACGACGACGAUGAUGAUGACGAUGACGAUGACGAUGACGAAGAACUCGAAGACUAUGUGCCGAAAGUGAAAAAAAUCAAGAAAAACCCUGACGUAGAUACGAGCUUUUUACCAGACAGAGAGAGAGAAGAAGAAGAGAAAAGGAUGAGGGAAGAAUUGAGACAAGAGUGGGCAACGAAGCAACAGGCCCUUAAAGAAGAAGAGAUCGAGAUUAUAUUCAGUUACUGGGACGGCUCUGGACACAGGCGCAGUGUCACAAUGAAAAAAGGAAAUUCCAUUUACCAACUUCUGCAGAGAUGUUUAGAAGUUUUGAAAAAAGAAUUUAGCGAAUUGAAGACAAUAAUGGCUGACCAAUUAAUGUAUGUAAAAGAAGACUUGAUUCUUCCGCAUCAUUAUACUUUCUACGAUUUUAUAGUUGCAAAAGCAAGAGGUAAAAGUGGACCUUUAUUUACUUUCGAUGUUCACGAUGAUGUACGAGUAUUACACGAUGCUUCAAUUGAAACAGAGGAAUCACACGCUGGAAAAGUUUUAUUACGUUCAUGGUAUGAAAGAAAUAAGCAUAUAUUUCCUGCAAGCAGGUGGGAACCUUUCGAUCCAACUAAAACCUAUGACAAAUAUACUGUUUCCGACAAAAGUAAAAAGAAAGAAAAGAUGUAAAAUUUCUUAAGGAAUGUUAUUAAUAAAUGAUUUAAUAUGUUUUGUAAAUAUGUACAUGAAAGUAAGAAAAUUUUCCUCCUAAGGAGAUAAUUGACGAAUAAACUAUACACACAUACAUGAA